This is a messenger RNA of Mercurialis annua (annual mercury), 924 nucleotides long. Its product is annotated as thioredoxin-like 3-2, chloroplastic. Gene Ontology annotation, cellular component: chloroplast stroma. Bases 148 to 750 code for a protein of 200 amino acids. The transcript is spliced from 5 exons. The record is from RefSeq and is a predicted model, not a curated record. Lineage: Eukaryota; Viridiplantae; Streptophyta; Magnoliopsida; Malpighiales; Euphorbiaceae.
AACAGAACAAAAUUUUGUUGCUCAUAUAUUCAGGACGAAAAGUCAGCAAAUUUGUCUUAUUUACUAUGUUUUCAACAGAAAUUCUCAUUUCUUUGAACUAAAACAUAACAAAAAUACAGUCUUUUCAAUAAUUCUCAACGGAAAAAAAUGGCUAAAACCAUGCAUUUCUCUUCAUUACCAAGAUGUAAUUCAUCAUCAAGAACAAACCCAUUUCAACAUUCAAUCUUAUAUCAAAAUCUUGCAACAAAUUCAAGCUGUAAAACACUUUCUUGGCCUAGAAAAUUUCUGGGUUCUCAUUUUCCCGGGAAAAUUCAUGUGCUUGGAGGGGAAAUUAAGGUUCUUGAUUCAUGGAGUGGAGAAGGGUCGUUGCAAGAAGUGGAUGAUUCGCCUGUUUCAAUUGAAUUAAUGCCCAUUUGUAAUGAGACUCAAUUUGAUCGGAUUGUAGCUGAGGCCCAGCAACUUGAUGAAUCUGUUGUUGUUGUUUGGAUGGCGAGUUGGUGCAGAAAAUGUAUAUAUUUGAAACCAAAGUUGGAAAAGUUGGCUGCUGACUACUAUCCAAGAUUGAGGUUCUACUGUGUUGAUGUCAAUAACGUUCCACACAAGCUGGUUGCUUAUGCUGGAAUCACUAAAAUGCCUACUGUACAGUUGUGGAAGGAUGGCAAGAAACAGUCCGAGGUGAUUGGCGGUCACAAAGCACAUUUCGUCAUUAAUGAAGUUCGUGAAAUGAUUGAAAACGAAAGCACUUUGUGAAGUAUGUUUAGUCUAGCAUUAUGUUUCUCUUAUCCAGGAGGAAAUUAAUUUUCUUCUCUUUUUGCCGGAAAAAUAUACUCGGAAAAUUAUAGUCGCAACGGAAUGAAUGAAGCUUUGGCUUAUGUACAAAAUAUAUUCUACCUAAGUAUACUAUGUUUUUCUUUGCUCGCUUCA